CAUAAUCGUGGACUUCCAAAUACUCAGACCUUCUGAGUUUUGAAGUUUCCAUUGAUAGAAGGGAUUCGUAAAGACACAUCUUUUUCUAUAAUAAAUGGGCGUGUAAUGGGAUUGUAGCUCUCUUUCUUCUUCCCCCAACUUCUCAAAUGGGCCGUCUUCAUUCGAUUGGAACGUGAAGCUUGGUGGGAAAAAUUUUUUCGAUGGUUUGAUUUUUGAUUUUCGACUUUUGAUUUAAAGGGGUUCUUGUUUAGGGCCAGAAAAUGGUGAAAAAAUCUCAGGCUGGCAAAAUUGGGGCGAAUGGGGACUUGAGCACGGAAGUAGCACAUGAAAGCACAGUGACUGCCUCUGAAAAACCAGAAGGUAGCAAUCCACCCUUGAAGAAGGUACAAUCACCAUUAGCUAGUAGAAGCUCUUCCAAAUGGAAAGUGAAUAAGUUUUCUGUCCGUCGAUCUGAACGUAUUCAAAAUUCAACACCUCGACGCCUCAACAUACAACAGAACGUCGUUGAAGAGAUAACUCUUAGUGAUGGAGAAGAUGAGUUGCCUAUUGACAAGGAGAAAAGUUUGCCACCUCUUGACCAAGAAAAUGGCUGGCCUGAGUACAUGUUUGAGGACAAAAACUUGGAAGGGAAAAUAGACUACAUUGUGAAACUACUCGAAGCACAUGGCCAUUCCUUAAACUCAAUAAAGGCUGAGGUUAUUAAGAAAUCCUCCUCGAUGGAAACAGUACCGACACCUGAUAUGAAGUAUAAGAGCAUGUAUAUAGCAUCCCAGAAGAAGAUUGAAGAACUAGCUGAAGAAAUCCAAGAACUAACUCAAAAAUUGGAAUCCACUCGAGACCAAUUUGAAGCAUACAAAAUGGGGGCUCGCGAUGUUAAUGAAGCAUUGGAGAAGAUGAAGGACGUCAUCCUGAUCUCGAACAGUUCGAGAGUUUCCGAAGGAAUUCAAGCUACGUCUCAAGCAGGGCUCGACAAGGUUACAUCUCCCGAUACGGGCGAUGUUCCUCCUUCAAGCAAGAGAAAGAAGGCGACCAAACAAAAUUGAACUUGAAGAUUGGUUUCCUCUUGAUGGUCAUCACUCUUUUCUUGCUUUACACUUUAGUUAAUACUUAGUUUUGUCAACUUAAAGUUUAUAUGUAGCUUUUUUGUUUUUGUUAGAAGACCACAACUAUACAAUGCCUCUUUCAUUGGCCAUGAAAAGUAUUAGAAAGACAUUAUAUCUGAAAAUGGGAAAAGUUUGUCAAAUAUAUUAGUUCUGAUAA
Momordica charantia (bitter melon) is the source of this 1260-nucleotide messenger RNA. RefSeq lists its product as uncharacterized. The record is from RefSeq and is a predicted model, not a curated record. NCBI's taxonomy places the organism in Eukaryota, Viridiplantae, Streptophyta, Magnoliopsida, Cucurbitales, Cucurbitaceae.